AUGAGUAGCUUGACCCAGAUCUCGACCCUGGCUGCCACGCUCACUUCAGCCGUCAUCUCCGCCACCGACUCGUUCGUUAUCCCCACUACACUCGCUUCCCCUACUCCCACAACGUAUGUCAUUGUCAGCUCCAGUCCAACGCCAUCCUCACCUCCACAUAGCGCUAUCGGAGGUGCUGGCCCUACGAAUAAUAUGCUGUGCGAUUGGAUUCGAUCGGCCUCAGACUGUCGCGAUGAAGUUUUUAUCCGAUACUUGCUAAUAGCAUCCUCGGUGAUGCAUGGGAUCGUGUUUUUGUUUGGUCUUUGGCUGCUCAUCUACCGUAACCGUGGCUUUAACAGCAAAAUCUUCACCGAGCUGUUUGUCAAAGCGGGAACGGGUGUAAGACCUAAGCCUAUGGACUGCAUCGUCUUCUUCACAAGUCUUGCUUCUCUUAUUAAAAUCGGCGUAAAUGUCCCACUGAUCCUCGAUGUACUCAAGGAUAUGCUCUGGCUCCGCAUCGCAAUCGAACAGCUCUACUGGAUCGUCGUCUCUGUUGGGUUCUCGUCCUAUUUUGUUGGUCUUCUGUAUGCCAUGCCUGUGACAGCAAGAGAAGGAAUCUUCGCUGUUUAUCAGCCCGAGGCCUCCUUCGAUGCACACGCUUUGCAGCCCAUCCAUGUCCUCAAGCCCACGAACAUCCAGAAGAACUUUCUGUUGGUCAUGGGUGUGGUCUAUCCCACCAUAUUUGCGGCAGCCCCCGGCGUGGCUUCUGCAGUAUUUGUACAUAUGCCUGGCUAUGAGAAUCUCUCUAAUAUCCUGCUUGUCGUACAGUACUCGAACUGGGUGUUGAUCCUCUGGACCAUGGCCAUCAUGUUCUUUUACUACGGCCUCAAGUACACCUUCAUUCUCCGAGCCAACAUCAUCAUUGCCGAGGCGGCGCUCAAGGCUCCCAGGGCAGCAUUUGGAAUUGGCAAUCUGCGAUCUUCGAGCCCUGCCAGGUUCUUAUUUAUUCAGUUGCAGAUUACCGGCUUUAUGGGAUCAGCCGUCACUCUCUUGGCUGGCACCCUUUGCAUGAUAUGGGUCCUCUGCAGAGAAAAGAUUCUCGCUAUGCCCAACGACCAAAUCCCUCACACGAUGGCCUUCUUCUGGACGUGCGCCAUAGCUGUCGCCUUUUUCCUCAUUAUGGUACUGAUUGCCAUCCAGUCCGUGCGCAACCGGAAUCGUGGUCUACACGGGUCGACGACUUCGCCGACCAACUCGUCCCAACCAAGUAGCGUUCCUGGUCAAAAAACCCCAAUUGGCGUCAAGAGCCUUUAUUCAGCUCAGAAUCACAAGUCGCGAUCCGUACGGACAGAUUCUGAAAUGUACUUGACACAACACAACUCGAUGGAGAAGGGUAUCUACGAAAAGCCUUCGUUUGAUACGUCUGACGAAAGCUACGACCCGACAAGCGUUGCAGUCACGAUUGAGGCCUCACACAGGAUGGAGAGCGAGGAAUUCACCGCAUCCCACAAUGCCUACCAAAUGGAGCAAGAGAGGGUCAAGAAGGGCAAUGCUGGAUUGUCUACUCGCUCUUGCGCCAUUAUGGCCCAAAACACCUGUUCUGACGCGGAAUUUGGCCGCCGCGGCAGCGACGCGAUCUCGCCGGACAGCACCAAGAUGUACCCUGAUCUCCUGCAAACCGUCUUUGGUCCAACGAGAUCGAUCAGUCCCCCUCCAUUCUAUCCUACACCCCCAUCACCAUCGUUACCAUUGAUGCCGCUGCGGUCGAGCCCACGGAGUCCCAACCACAAGCAUGAUCCAAGUGAAGAGCGCUCCAAACAUGUAUCGAAUCGCCAGCGCUCCUUGCACGCAUCUAGCCAGGUCUUCCAGGACCCGUCAUCUCAUGCGGCUUCGUCUGGCUCCCAUACUCUGUGUACAGGCUUAACCCGCGAGCCCAGGUAUACAGCUAUCUCUGAAAGCUACACAGCGUCUAUCGCUGACUAUGGCGGUAGAAAUCCGCUGAACUUGAACAGAGACGGAGAAGGAGAAUACCGGUUCCCAUCAGAACAACAACAGCCACAGCAGCAGGUGCCCUUCCAAACACUGCAGUACCAGAUCUCCUGUAAGGGUCUUUCGCCUCCACCAAGGGCCAAGCGCCUCGCCAGUUCACCGUACGUUGCGGAAGACAUGGUAGUGGCGCCACUGUCUCCCAUUGAUCUACAUUCACCUGGGCCCUUGCGAAACACCUUUAUGAAUACGACGCCGUUGACAGAGUACUCGGACACAUCACGGACCGAACGGGGGUAUUCGUCACAAAUCCAUCAAGGAUGCUGA
Molecule: messenger RNA, 2292 nt
Organism: Gamsiella multidivaricata
Lineage: Eukaryota; Fungi; Mortierellomycota; Mortierellomycetes; Mortierellales; Mortierellaceae
Exons: 3
Coding region: 1-2292 (763 amino acids)
Source: RefSeq, a predicted model, not a curated record